AUGUCGUGGUUCUUCGGUUCCUCCAAGGAUAAUAGCACACCUGCCCCAGUACCGGCCCCGGCACCGCCCGCCCAAUCCGACAAGCCCAAGCCUUGCUGUGUCUGCAAGGAUGAGAAGACCCUCCGUGAUGACUGCAUGCUAUUCUCCAAGUCCGAUGAUCCUACCAAGGAGUGCAAGUCGACAAUUGAGCAGUACAAGGCCUGUAUGGCUACCUAUGGGUUCAAGGUCUAA
Penicillium taxi is the source of this 231-nucleotide messenger RNA. RefSeq names its product copper metallochaperone COX17. Gene Ontology annotation, cellular component: mitochondrial intermembrane space. The transcript is spliced from 3 exons. Lineage: Eukaryota; Fungi; Ascomycota; Eurotiomycetes; Eurotiales; Aspergillaceae. The record is from RefSeq and is a predicted model, not a curated record. The coding region runs from base 1 to 231 and encodes 76 amino acids. Gene Ontology annotation, biological process: mitochondrial respiratory chain complex IV assembly. Gene Ontology annotation, molecular function: copper chaperone activity; copper ion binding.